Andrographis paniculata is the source of this 1245-nucleotide messenger RNA. RefSeq names its product probable serine/threonine-protein kinase PBL22. The record is from RefSeq and is a predicted model, not a curated record. Lineage: Eukaryota; Viridiplantae; Streptophyta; Magnoliopsida; Lamiales; Acanthaceae. Gene Ontology annotation, molecular function: protein kinase activity; ATP binding. The transcript is spliced from 5 exons. The coding region runs from base 1 to 1221 and encodes 406 amino acids. Gene Ontology annotation, biological process: protein phosphorylation.
AUGGUAGCUGAAAUUGGCGAAAAUGUUGAUUCUUGGUUCUGCAUUGUGUCAAUGCUGAAAUUGGCGAAAAUGUCAAUUCUUGGUUCUGCAUUGUGUAAAUGGAAGCUGAAAUUGGCGAAAAUGUCAAUUCUUGGUUCUGCAUUGUGCAAAUGUUUCUUUUUUUUUUCUUUUCUUUUUUCAGGCAAGGAUGGAGGAUCUGCCAGAUCGAAGAGGAAGGAGAUCGACAAUGCCAAGACCGCUGCGCAGUGCUUCACAUUGAAAGAACUCUCUUCAGCGACGCAGAAUUUCCGGGAAUCGAAUUUGAUUGGCGAAGGUGGCUUUGGAUGCGUAUACAAAGGACAGCUCGAAUCCGGCAUGAUUGUCGCUGUAAAGCAGCUGAAUCCCGACGGGCAUCAAGGGAACCAAGAAUUCAUCGUCGAGGUUCUCAUGUUGAGCUUGCUGCAUCAUCCCAACCUCGUCAAUUUGAUCGGUUACUGCGCCGAUGGCGAGCAGAGGCUGCUGGUUUACCAGUUCAUGCCCAUGGGCAGCCUCGAGAAUCAUCUAUUCGAUUUGGAGCCCGGCCGGAAGCCACUCAGCUGGUCGACGAGGUUAAAAAUUGCCGUAGGUGCAGCGCGUGGCCUCGAAUAUCUCCACUGCCAAACCAGCCCUCCCGUCAUAUACCGCGACCUGAAAUCGUCGAACAUACUACUCGACGAAGACUUCAAUGUCAAGCUGUCUGAUUUUGGGCUCGCCAAAUUGGGACCCGUCGGCGACAAAACGCACGUAUCGACGCGCGUCGUCGGAACGUACGGGUACUGUGCCCCGGAAUACGCGAUGAGCGGGAAAUUGACGUUGAAAUCCGACAUAUACAGCUUCGGCGUAGUUCUGUUGGAGCUGAUCACCGGGCGCAAGGCCAUCGACUUCUCCCGGAGGAACGGAGAGCAGAAUCUCGUCGUCUGGACUCGUCCGUAUCUUAGGGAUCGGAGGAACUUGUUCGACAUCGUGGAUCCGUUGUUGGAAGGAGAAUACUCGGCGAAGAGCAUGAAGCACCUUAUAGCGAUUACGACGAUGUGCCUGCAGGCGAAUGCUAAUGCACGACCCGGAAUUAGCGAUAUCGUCGAUGCGUUGGAGUACAUUGCGGCUUGCCACGGCGACGGCACUCGCUCGUGUCGUAGUCGAAGUCGGAAUUGGAAUCGGAGUCGGAGUCAGAGCGGAGAUGAUUUGGAGAGGUAUGUUCCAUAGGCUACCUCUCUUGUAUUGGUAAUU